CCCUAAUUUUGACCCCAAAUUUUCACUAUCCUGUCUUUAUCCUAAUCUUUCAUUCCAGAACUCCAUUCGAAGAUAACAAACAGAUAAACCUUCCCAUUCUCUAUCCUUCCUUCAUGUACCAAUUCUCCUUAAUUUCUUCCCACACAAGCAAACCCUAAUCAUCAAUAACUCCCUAAUUCUACUUAUAUUUCCUUAUGUUCUCGAUAAUUACAGGGGCUAUGUAUGAUGUUGCUGCAUAAAUGGUAGGGUGCUUUACAAGGGUAUGAUGGCAUUAGUAACCCACCAGGUUCAGGGUUCAUAUGCUGUUCCAAGACCUUUAUCUUUGAAGAAGGGUAUCGAAUCUAAGAAAUUUUUAGUAACAUUUCCAACUGUUAAGAGAACAGAUAUUAUUUUAUUGAAGCAUAGAUCUUGUUUAUGUGUAAAGGCACCUCUAUCAAAGAGGAUAUCAUUUAAAAUAUCAUCUUUUAAAGGUAACAUCCAGAACGAUGAAUCAGGAGGCCGAGAGAAAGGGUCAAAGUCAACAAAGAACGCGGUCAGACUUUCCUACGUGCCAAAAGACCGAAACGAAACCUUUGCUGAAUCACCAAAAAUGAAGAACAAUCAUGCUACUCCGAUCUCCAUCCCCGCUUCUAAUAUGGCUGAAACUACUGCAGGGUCUCAAGCCAUACAACUAUUUAAAAGCUGGUUGACUUUGUUACGCACACCGUAUUCACAAAGUGAAAUAUCAGAUGGAACGUUGGAUGAGGGCAUGUCUUCAAACGAAAUGGUGGAAACGGACUGUAAGAUUCAAAACAGUGGCAGAAGCGUGAUUUUGAAAGCCGCGUGGGCUAGUUUCAUGGGUCUGGAUCCUGCAAUAAAGAUACCCGCAAUGAUAUUCAUACCCCUCUAUCUAGCGGUCAACAUGAAAUACGGACCCGAAGUUGCAAAGGAACUGACUCCUCUAUGGAUAUUCGGGCCCCUGCUAGUUGCACUUUACAUCAAAAUCGUACAAGGGUUAUGCUUGCUCUACGUUUAUAGCUUCAAGCAAACGGUCAAAGUGGUCAAAAACCUGCCCGCUUAUUACAAAUAUGUGAUUGAUGGAAAGCUCAAAGAAGCCAUACACAAUCGUUUAUGGCAGCCGGUGGUGGAUUUUAGGAACUUAGGCUACAAAGAAAUAUGGAAACGUGUUCAAGAAUGGAUAAUCGACAAGUAUUUGGACUACAUUGAAUCGAUAUGGCCUCAUUAUUGCAAGUUGAUAAGGUUUCUGAAGAGGGCCAAUUUCAUCUAGUGGUUUGGAAGGCGAGGCUGGAUUUUAUUUUCGUUUGAAUCCUCUUUUUUAAUGUUUUCGAAUAGGGCAGAUUUGAGGCAAGAGGUAGGAAACCCGAUUUUGAAUUGGAGUUCAUCUCAGUCUUGAGGAUGACAAGCAAAAAAAAGGUGGAUUUUGUAUCUUGUAAUACAUUGUAUUUGAUUCUCUUGAGAUUUAACCAUUUUUUACACA
Molecule: messenger RNA, 1477 nt
Organism: Helianthus annuus (common sunflower)
Lineage: Eukaryota; Viridiplantae; Streptophyta; Magnoliopsida; Asterales; Asteraceae
Exons: 5
Coding region: 263-1267 (334 amino acids)
Source: RefSeq, a predicted model, not a curated record